UUCGCCUGCCCCUCAAAUAACAAACCAUAAUCAGCCCUAUUAUGCGUGUCAACACACUCGCUCUAAGAAGCAUAUGGACUGAAAGGAUUUAAUUUCCUUUUAAACCACCCCGCUAUUGAUCGUAAUUGGCUGGCGGCGAACAUCAAAGGAAAAAUAUCGCGUUUUGAUUGGAGGGCGGUAGAUCAGAGCCGAUACUCGCAGCACUAAGUGUGACCGCCUAUUCACAGUGGAGUGAAGAAAUUACACACAUCGCACGACCAUGGCCAGUUGAGGGAGGCAGGCAGUAGACUUUACAAUACUGCGCUUGGAGGAGGUUGAUACUAUCGCAUAACUAUACAGUCUCCGGUAUGGCGGCCGUCCUGCCUCGUCCCCAUUCUUAUCACAUACAGGACCCCUGUGAACAUCCGAUGGCGAUGUUGCCGUGUAACCGUCUCCGGUCGGGUCUCCACGACAUCCACAAGCCCCUCCCUACCUUCCUACAGCUUCCGCCAUCAUGGACGACCUCCCAUUGUCACACAGCACCGGUCUUCACGGAUGUGACGUCACAGCACGUGCAGAUCCAACAUCCGGUGGCUACCAUGAGCGGAAGUCUGCGAGCUCCGGCCCAGUCUCCCGUCACGUCACAUCCUUUCAACUACGAACUCUACCAAGCCAGAUUAAUGCAACAGAACUUAAUUGCUGCAGGACAUACGUUUAUUGCAACCCCACAAGUGACCAUGGCGUCAGGACCCGUGUCUCCCCUCCCUCCCCCAACACCCUCCAACAUCCCAAAACAGCUUUCCCCACCCCCUGCGUCUGAAGCGGAGAUACCCUGGUGGAGUGUACAGACCCACACCCCGGGGCCAAACCUCUCCCCAGAAAGACUAGCAGUGUCAUCGGGUCUUGUGUUUCAUAGCUCCGAAAUGCAAAUGGCGUCUGUGCUACAUGGGAUGAAGACUGCGGGUGGAGUCGCUCCUACAAGACGUUGUCGUCGAUGUCGCUGUCCAAACUGCCAGAACAGUGGCAACUCAGGCAACCCCGCCAAGAGGAAGCAACAUAUCUGUCACAUACCCGGAUGUGGGAAGGUGUACGGGAAGACAUCCCACCUAAAGGCCCACCUGAGGUGGCACACGGGGGAACGCCCAUUUGUGUGCAACUGGUUGUUCUGUGGUAAGAGUUUCACUCGGUCUGACGAGCUUCAGCGUCAUCUGCGGACACACACAGGGGAGAAGAGGUUUGCUUGCCAGGAAUGCGGAAAACGGUUCAUGCGCAGUGACCACCUCAGCAAGCACGUGAAGACGCACGAGAACAAGCGCGUGAAGAGUACGUCGCGCGAUGACGACGCCAGUGACGUUUCUGAUGAUGAAGACAUUGACGUGGAUGUGGAAUCUGAUUUUUCCUCGGACAAUAUAGAACUUGAGAGAGUGGAUGAACAAAUUACCUCCCUUGAUUCCCCUGCAUUGUAGAACCAGUACAUGCAUGGACAUAAAAAGUGCUUGUUAUUUCUUUUGGAUUAUUCGAAGUUAACCAGUGCUGUUGAACAUUUUGCUGAACUCAUAUCAGAAUGCAUUGAGACAAUUGUCUUUUUUCUGAAAACACCUAGUACUGUUUCAUAAACACAGAUGUUCUAUGCAAUCUUGCAUAUCAAAUAUAUCUUUAAGCAAAUGUGUAAUCUUGGCUGUUAUACAUUUGCAAUGCGUACAGUUACGUACCGUUAGUCAUGAAAGCCCGCUUCCCGAACGGUUGCUGUUGAAAAAACAUAACUCAAAGAACAUGACUACGUAUUAAUAGCUUAACCCAAGUGUAAUAAUCCGAAUUAUGUCACCAAGAACGGCACUACCGGAUUAACGUGAUUUAAUGUAUUGUAUAUGCAUCAGUAUUUACAGAUGGAGGAUGUUCCCGAUGGUUUCUUAUUAAAUAUGAUAACGAAAUGUUUGUUAAAUUACAUAGAUGGAUAUUUUACACUAGCAUUCCAGAUACGCACGUUGACUGGUGCACUGUUGACUACGGCACCCCCAGUUCUGUGGUGUUAUUCGUAUGCAUUAGUUGUUACAGGUUUCUACGCUUGUUGGUGUUUGUAACAUUGAUCUCAGUUUGUACAGUGAAAGCAACGUAUAUUACAUCAUAAAAGAAUAAAAUCAUAUUGUCGAAUAUAA
This is a messenger RNA of Haliotis rufescens (red abalone), 2135 nucleotides long. Its product is annotated as transcription factor Sp5-like. Gene Ontology annotation, biological process: regulation of transcription by RNA polymerase II. The coding region runs from base 348 to 1445 and encodes 365 amino acids. The record is from RefSeq and is a predicted model, not a curated record. Gene Ontology annotation, molecular function: RNA polymerase II cis-regulatory region sequence-specific DNA binding; DNA-binding transcription factor activity, RNA polymerase II-specific. The transcript has 2 exons. NCBI's taxonomy places the organism in Eukaryota, Metazoa, Mollusca, Gastropoda, Lepetellida, Haliotidae.